Phytophthora infestans T30-4 is the source of this 510-nucleotide messenger RNA. RefSeq lists its product as uncharacterized. The coding region runs from base 1 to 510 and encodes 169 amino acids. The transcript has 2 exons. NCBI's taxonomy places the organism in Eukaryota, Oomycota, Peronosporomycetes, Peronosporales, Peronosporaceae. The record is from RefSeq and is a predicted model, not a curated record.
AUGGAGCUUACGCAGGAGCUCGUGAAGAAGAAAAUCGACUUGCUGGAGCAGCAGAAGGCCAAGUCAACUAAGCUGAAUGACCUUUUCGACGCUCCUGGCGGGUUCAACGAUGUCUCUCGAAAGACUUGCAAGAACUUGGAGGCAGCUAUCACGGCAUCCAAGCGGCCAGGAUACUUUUCGUACUAUGAACAACCCGAACACGCCAAGAACGCCGUGCGUAGCGGCGAGGUACAGCGAUUGCAAGAACAGAUUCUGCAGCUCCAGAAGCAGAUCGACCAGCUCACUGUAAAGAUCGAGAAGAGUGCCGAUGGUCAAGACAUGGGGCACACUGAAACCACAAUUACCAGCUUGAAGCAUUGGCUUGCGACCUACGGCAUGCCGAAGCAGCAAUCAAUUUCGGACCUGUACACCGUCUUCACUCCAGACAGGAAGGUCUACGGUGGCACAACACACUACUCUGCCUUUCGCAGCCAGUCUAGCACUAUGAAGAAGGGCCGCCUAACCAAGUGA